This is a messenger RNA of Linum trigynum, 4216 nucleotides long. The record is from the annotation of a GenBank genome assembly. Lineage: Eukaryota; Viridiplantae; Streptophyta; Magnoliopsida; Malpighiales; Linaceae.
CGCAGGCAAAGCCCAACAGAUUUCGAGUCUGUCUCCUUAACCACUCGGACAUAUCGACUUUGUUGUUUGUGUUCACAUAUGUUAAUUAUAUUUUGAGCUGAAAAUCCAGUUGAAAAGUGAUGGCUAUAAGGGCCUUGGUUUUUGGGCCCAGCCCGACUUGUUAGAACGAUUGAAGGAAGCAGGAGCUUUCUGGCUCCCGAGUCUUGAGUCUUGACGCAUUUGCUGAGUUCAUGGUACGGGGGAUAAUACUCGAAUCCAAUUUCGUCCCGUGCCCCAAAACUCUAAAUCCGACCGCCGUUGUUCCUCGCGGUUUCAAUUGCCGGCGGCAGCUGAUCUAGGGUUUCUGCUCCUCGCUGAAAUUCCUUUUGUUUUGAGCGCUCAAGAUGGACGAGGACCAGGAGAUGGAGAAGUUCGGAACAGAGAACGAUUUCGAGGGCGGCGAGUGGAUCGGCGGCGAGUUCUACUACAAGAAGCGCAGGGAUAAGCACGUCCAGACCAGAGAGGACGUUCUCUAUGGCGUUUUCCAGGCAAACUCAUCCGACUCGGACGGAGAGGGCGGCUCCUCCCGGCGGCGGAAGCGGAGGAAAGGCAAAGACGUCGAUCUCACAAAGCCUGUAAACUUCAUCUCCACAGGUACGGUUAUGCCUAACAAAGAAGUAGAUAAGAACUCUAAGGAAGAGAAGAAUGCUGAUGAUGAUAUGUUCGAGGAGGCGGAGAAUGAUGGCGGUAGGGCAGGUCUGGGCGCUGGUUCAGGGCUAGGGUUUAAUUCGGGCUUCAAUGGUAAUAGUAACGGUGUAGAAAGGCCUGAGGGUGCUGAACAGGUGGAUGGUGAUGCUAGUGAGGAUGAUGAGGUGCUUAAGUUUUUUCCAGAGGAGUUUGGUAGGAGCGUUAAGGAAAGGAAGGAGAGAGAGAGGUUGAAGAAGAAGGAAGAGAGAGAAGGCAGAGGUGGAGGGAAGAGGAAGGAGGCUGGUUUUGGAGAUAUUGGCAAGUUUGAGCAGCAUACGAAAGGGAUUGGUAUGAAACUGCUUGAGAAGAUGGGGUAUAAGGGAGGCGGGUUAGGGAAAAACAAGCAAGGUAUUGCUGCUCCUAUUGAGGCGAUUCUGAGACCCAAGGGAAUGGGUAUGGGUUACAAUGAUUACAAAGAGGUCUCGGCUAGUGUCCCUCAGGCGGACGAGAAGAAGGCUAUAACUCAGACCCAAAGUCAAGCAGCUGGCAGAUCGAAAGAGAAGUUGUGGCUGAAGGGAAAGAAAAAGAAAUUUGAGAGGUAUGUUACAGUGAAGGAGGUCUUGGAGAAGAAGGAAGAACAGGGAUUCGAGAUUACUCAGAAGGUGAUUGAUAUGAGGGGCCCACAAGUUAGAGUCUUGACUAAUUUAGAGAAUCUGAAUGCCGAGGAUGAGGCGAGGGACAAUGAUAUUCCUAUGCCAGAACUUCAGUACAAUAUUAGGUUGAUUGUAGACAUGGCAGAGGCAGAUAUUCAGAAAAUCGACAGUGAUUUGAGGAGAGAGAGGGACACAGCUACUGCUUUACAAGCAGAGAAGGAGAAGUUGGCAAAAGAUGAAGCACGCCAGAAGAAGCAAUUGGGUAACAUGGAGGAAAUCAUGGGCGUAAUGAGCCAUAUUGAAGAGCAGAAGGCCUUGGGAUCUUUAACAUUGGAUGAUCUCGGUAAAUGCUUUAGCGAGCUGCGGAUGAAAUUCCCAGAUGAGUACACCCUUGGCAACUUAUCUUGCAUUGCAUGUUCAUUUGCUUUGCCUCUGUUCAUUAGAGUGUUUCAAGGAUGGGAUCCUCUCACAAACCCAAUGCACGGGUUUAAACUAAUCGAGUCAUGGAGAACUCUACUUCAAGGUGACGAAAGCCAUCAUAUAUGGGAUGUUGGCACGCCUUACACACAGUUAGUCUCAGAAGUCGUCUGGCCUGCUAUUCAAGUAAAUGGAACAACUUGGGAGCCUAGGGAUCCAGAGCCAAUGCUCAGAUUUCUGGAGUCUUGGGAGAAACUGUUGCCAGCUUCAGUUACUCAAAACAUAUUGGACAACGUAGUCCUCCAAAAGUUGUCAACUGCUGUCAACUCCUGGGACCCUCGUAUUGAGAGAGUUGCAAUCCAUGUUUGGGUGCAUCCAUGGCUGCCACAAUUGGGGCCAAAGUUAGAAGUACUAUAUGAGACGAUUCAAAUAAAGCUGCGUAAUACCCUUGUUGAAUGGCACCCAUCUGAUGCAUCAGCAUAUGCUAUCUUGUCACCAUGGAAAACAGUUUUUGAUCCCAUCAGUUGGGAAAAUCUGAUGAGAACAUCCAUUUUGCCCAAGUUGCAGGGUGCCCUUGAAGAUUUCCAGAUAAACCCUGCUAGUCAAAAUCUCAAUCAGUUCAAUUGGGUUUUGUCAUGGGCUUCUGUUCUCCCCAUUCACCUCGUGGUUGACUUGAUGGUGAGAUUUUUCUUUGUGAAGUGGCUUCAGGUUUUGUAUCACUGGUUGUGUACCAACCCAAACAUGCAGGAAGUUCAUAAAUGGUACGUGGGUUGGAAGGACCUUCUUCCUCCCGAGCUCCAGGCACAUGAGAACAUUCGGUAUCAGUUCACCAUAGCACUGCAGAUGAUCGAUCAGGCUAUAGAAGGUCAGACCAUUGCCCAACCCGGUUUGAGGGCGAAUCUUGGUUACCAUAGGGGACAAGAGCAUAGAGCAGCAGCAAUACCACCUGUGCAGCAAGCUGCAAUGGGCGGUGUAGUUGAGAUGAGUUUGAAAGAUGUAGUUGAGGCACAUGCUCAAGAAAACGGGUUGCAGUUUGUGCUGAAGCCUAAUAAGAUGCAUGAUGGUCAUCAGAUGUAUGGUUAUGGCAAUGUAAGUGUGUACAUGGAUACUUUGCAUCAGAAAUUGUAUGCUCUGAAUGGGCAGGAUUGGGUUCUCUCAGACCUUGAUAUGUUGCUUACAAUGCACUACAAUUCGCUUCGAAGGAACCGCUAAGUAAAUCAAUCAUCAGCCUGAAAGAAGAGAUUGUCAGGUGACGUUGACAUUUGUUGUUCUUCUAUUAUUGAUAUUUAGUAUGGAGAUGAUACUUGACAAUUUUUUUGUUUUUUAUUCUGCUUUCUUUUGCGACAGUUUGUGCUUUCGAUAUAUCCCCACCUUGAACAGUUGUGCUCCUUUCAUGUUCAGUGAUAGUUCUAAUUGUUGUCAUCAACUCUUAUCAAUUUGAGUGAACGUAACGAGCCUGUAAGACUGCAACUACAAGGAUUUUUAUCAUCGGUAAUGUUUCAGUGCAUUCUCAUGUUGCUUGCUUGGACUGAAAAAAGCUGCGCAACUAGAUUUGCUGAUUCAGGUCGUAGGGUUUUCUAGAACAGGUCGCAGUAUUGAAGGUGCAGAACUCUGAGUUGGCUGCAAUAACAAUGGAACGUAGGGUUUGUUUCAGCUUUUUUCCCAAGUAACUUUUUCUAAGUUUUACCAUAGGUGAAGCAAUGGUGGGUUUGGUUCAGUUUUAAAAAAAAGGAAAUUGAGUUGAGAGUUAUGAGCUAUUUUGCGUAGUUAAAAAAUUUAUUUAUGAGAUGGUAGAUAGGUUUUCUUCAAUAACAAUGAAGAGAAUACUAGUGUCUGAUUACAGGCAAAUUGUAUCUGCAGGGGGGUUGAUUCGUGUUGCAUUCCACUAAAGUCGAGGCAGAUUUCUGUUGCUGCUUAGUUUACAGAGGGCAAGGCAAGCAUGGUGAGGUUUUCACGGGGUAAAGCUGCUGAAACUGUUCAUCUACUGGCUCUUCAAUGAGGAUGGCUGGUAUGAAGAACGCAUUAAAAUCAUCCUACCCGGAAAACCUCCUGUGUCGGGGUGAUGUGGUGUCUCAUUCAGAUUCUGAGCUCAGAUAAUUUCGUCGGGACUUUGGCGAAUUGAGAAUCAGAGUCUCGGCUUUGCCGUUCUGGAGAUUAUAUGCUUGCUAGGCAACUAUUGUGCAGUGCUCUGUUGUGGGGGAUAAGGAAGUCCUAAACUUUAAGCAAGGGAUAAGUUAAGCUUAUUGAGACAGAUUGUGCUUCGAAAAUACUUCAUUGACAGAGGAGAGAAUGUGUUUUACGCAGUUGUUCUUGUUGUAGACACAAGUGUGAUACGUCCUAUCUGAAACCAAAUCUUACUCAACAUCAUAUUAUAUCGCCCAUAACUCAGUUCUACCUCAUAUGAAAUUCAAUCAGAAGGGUUUGAUGAAUUGGUUAUUUCUACCUUCUAAUAAUGCCGCUAAUAAAGAUCGAAUACGAAG